UACAACAUCUCAGGCUCUGCUCUCAUUUUGUGUUUUUUUUCCAGUGCCGUCCGUUCCUAACCUGGAUUUUGGAAUACUGGCAGAUUUUCUUUAGUAAAUUACAGCUGAAGGAAUGGAUCAAGAUAAAAAUAGCCAAGGCAAAAAAGUGUUUGGAUUAAAAGCGAAAAAGAAAAGGAAAAUCAACAAGGGUCUUGUGAUCGCAAACAAAGGCGCUGCAGAGCCUGAAUCUGAAACUAAUCCAGACGAGCCAGCCGGGUCAAACGCUGAAAAUGAUGAAGCAAGCGCUCCUGAGGACUUUUCCUUUCGACACAAUCCUAAUACUAAAAGGUCUAAACUUGUGACCAAGAUAUUGGAAAGUGAGAGCAAACCACAACAGUUUCAGAUCUCCAUCAAUAUAACAGAAGCUAGGCAGCUGGUCGGAGAUAAUAUAGACCCCAGUGUUGUCAUUGAAAUUGGAGAUGAGAAAAAACAAACCUCUGUGAAGGAAGGAACGAACGCUCCCUUUUAUAAUGAGUAUUUUGUGUUUGACCUUUUUUGUCAUCAAGACAUCUUUUUUGACAAAGUCAUCAAACUAUCAGUGAUGCACUCAAAGAUCAUGAAGGGCUACUGUGUGGGAACCUUCAAGAUUGAUGUUGGAACGGUUUACGCCCAACCUGGCCAUCAGUUCAUCAACAAGUGGGCGAAGCUAACAAACCCAGCCGACAUCCACACAGGGGUUAAAGGACAUCUCAAGUGUGACAUCAGCAUCUCAGGAAAGGGAGAUGUUGCACGACCAUCCCAGAAGUUUAGUGAUGCAGAGGAACAGAUCGAAAAGAACCUCCUGCUUCCUGAAGGCCUAAACCCCGAGCGCCCAUGGGCUCGAUUUUAUGUGAUAGUGUACAGAGCAGAAGGUCUUCCCAGAUUAAACUCCAGUAUUAUGGCCAAUGUGACCAAAGCCUUCGUUGGAGAUAACACAGCCCUCAUAGAUCCUUAUGUAGAGGUGUCCUUCUUUGGUCAAGUUGGCAGGACGUCGACUCAGAAGAGCACAGCAGAUCCAGUGUGGAAUGAGCAGGUGGUUUUUAAGGAGAUGUUUCCUCCGCUGUGCCAAAGACUGAAGAUUCGGGUUCUGGAUGAAGGCAGCAUGAAUGAUGUGGCCAUUGGGACUCAUUACAUCGAUCUGCACACCAUCUCAAAUGAUGAAGAUGGAGACAAUGGUUUCCUCCCCACAUUCGGACCAUCAUGGAUCAACAUCUACGGCUCACUUCGUAAUUCCACACUGGUGGACGACAGUCAGCUGAACGAGGGUGUCGGAGAGGGCGUGUCGUACCGGGGCCGGCUUUAUAUAGAGCUGAUGGUGGAGAUCUUGAGUGGAGGUGCUGAAUCCAAAUCCCUGUCGAGGAUGAAGGGAGGGAAAACGGGAACUAAAGAUCCAAAAACUGCAGCGGGGGCAGGAGGUGAGGAGGAGAAGAGCAAGAGUACAGGACCUGAGGUGAUGCCGGUAGAGCCUCUACAGAAGGUGUCUGAUGAAGACGUGGAAUCUUUCCUCCUCUUUGGUUCUGUGUUUGAAGCUUCCAUGAUUGACAGGAAAUUAGGCGACAAACCCAUCAGCCUUGAGUUCACUAUCGGUAACUUUGGGAACUUCAUAGAUGGCACUACACUUCCUCCAAAGAAAAAGGUUGAAGAUGUGUCCUUGACCACUCCUCUUCUAGAUACCACAGCUACGACACCAUGCAAAUCCAGUACAACCCCAGAGAAACCGGUUUUUGGGGAUACACAGAGGCACUAUAUGCAUUUGCCCAUCUCAAAGCGAAAGCCGUGUGUGUAUAUUUAUUCCAACUGGGAGGAUCGGGCCUAUCGUCUCCAUCACUCCAACAUGCUGGACACUAUUGCCCUGAUGUUUGAGGAUGGAGUUGCUAAAGUGAUGGAACUAGAUAAAAUGUUAAAUCCCAAGGCAGAGAGUCUCAUGAAACAUGUUCUCCGAGAGUUUUGCAAAGACGCCAGAGAGUUUAUCGCCUUUGCUGAAAAGAAGGUGAAGGGAGCCAACUUGACUUUACUGGACAAAAAGAGACUCACGCUGUGUAAACAAGAACUGGAGAGUAUGAUUAAAGUAUCAGAAGGAAUUCUUGAGCCCAAGAGGAGAGCCUUGACCGUUACAGAGAUGCUGCAGGAAGUCCAGAAAAUCAAAAAGAAACUGAGAUUUCUGGUGGAAGAGCCUCAGCACACUCUGCCGGAUGUGUUUGUGAGCAUGGUCAGUAAUAACAAGCGUUUGGCACACGCCAGAAUCCCUGCUCGGCACCUGCUCUUCUCAGAAAGUCAAGAGCAGAAAGGCAAAAACUGUGGGAAGAUCAUCACGCUGUUUCUCAAGCCUCCAGGAAAGCGUGGACCGGGGUGGACCGUCCAGGCUAAGCUGGAUGUGUUCCUGUGGCUGGGAACUUCUAAAGACUCGUUCCACAUGUUGGAAAACCUCCCGUCAGGCUUUGAGGCGGAAGCCGUGUCCUUAGAAGACAGGAGUGGACUUCCACCUGAGAAUUUACUAUACAAGGAGCAGCACAAGUUCCAGCUGCGAGCUCAUAUGUACCAGGCUCGAGGUCUCAUCGCCGCGGAUAACACAGGCCUGUCUGACCCUUUCGCCUGGGUGUCUUUUAUGUCCAACAGUCAAAGCACUGCUAUCAUCAACCAAACUUUGACACCCACUUGGAACCAGAUGCUCCUGAUAGAAAACGUGUCUCUGCAUGGAGAGCUUCAUGAAAUAGUCCAGGAACCUCCGCGAGUUGUGAUUGAAGUGUAUGACGAUGAUGCAGUGGGUACAGAAUAUUUGGGAUCGACAGUGGCUGUUCCAGUAGUGAACGUGUGUGAGGAGCAGUACUCCCCUCCUCAGCUGCAGUACAGCCCUCUUUUCUGUGGGAAUCUGACUGGAGGAGACAUACUGGGAGCCUUUGAACUCAUUCAGGUCUCAAAGUCAGGAGAACACAAACUCCCUGCAUUCGACAAACCGGAGGGAGGGGUUUUCCCAGUGCCCGCAAACAUCCGACCCGUGCUCUGCAAAUACAGAAUAGAGGUUUUGUUCUGGGGCCUGAGAGAACUGAAGAAGGUUCAGCUCUUAUCUGUUGAUAGGCCUCAAGCGUUUAUCAAGUGUGCAGGCGGAGGCGUCAACUCUUCAGUGAUUCAGAGCUACAAGAAAAACUCAAACUUCACAAUGCUGGUGGAUGCCUUUGAUGUGGAACUGCCUGAAGAUGAACACCUGCUUCCCCCUCUCACCAUCACUGUGGUGGACUGGAGGGCCUUUGGGCGGAGCACGCUUGUGGGUAGUCAUGUGAUUAACAACCUGGCCUUGUUUAAACACAUCCCCACAAUAGCCCAACAGCCACAGCAGGAGGCCAAAAAUGUUGCUGUCGCUGCACUAUCUAUUCAGCAGAGUGUUGUGCCAAAGCCAGAAGAAGAGAUUGCCAUUGACGUAGAGCAAGAGGAGACACCCAACCUUCUCCCCAAACCUGAACCAGAAUGUCCAGACCAAAGGGUGUCUAAGAAGUCCAAACGAAGGUCGACUAAGAGGAAGAAACGCACAGCGGCUGAUGAGUCAGCAGAUAAUGUUAUCGACUGGUGGUCCAAGUAUUAUGCAUCAGUGGAGAAGAUCCAACUGACAAAGCAAAACGAUGGCAAUCCAUUUCCACUGCUCUUUGAUAAUGUACUUCCAUUGGAGAACAUUGUGUCAGAAGGAGUGAUCAAUCUGGCUUCGGGUCUUAAAGACAGAAAAAAAGAGAUUAAUUUCAAGAGUGUGGCAGAACAGCCCAAGCUUGCGACAUUACAGGUAUAUGACAAAGAACUGGAAGCUGAGUUUGGACCCUUUGAUGACUGGGUGAAAACCUUUCCGCUCUGCCGAGGAAAGGCCAAUGAGGUGGAAAGCUCUGCCGAUGAGAGAUUUGUUGGGAAGUUUAAGGGCAGGUUUUGUCUGUACAAAGUGCCGGAAAAAGAGUUUGAGGAUGAUGGGUUUAAGAUAAACCAGGGUAUUCCUCCAAACACUGCGGUGGAUGCCAUAAUCCGAGUGUACAUAGUUGCAGCAUUUAACUUGCACCCAGCGGACCCCGAUGGCAAAGCAGACCCUUACAUAGUGCUUAAACUGGGAAAAACUGAUAUCAAGGACAGAGAGAACUACAUCCCAAAACAACUCAACCCAGUGUUUGGAAGAUCCUUCGAAAUUCAAGCCACUUUUCCCAAGGAGUCUCUUCUGACGGUUCUCAUUUACGACUAUGAUGCUGUCGGAGGUGAUGAUUUGAUUGGAGAAACACAGAUCGAUUUGGAAAACCGCUUUUACAGCAGACAUCAUGCCACCUGCGGUCUGCCGACCGAAUAUGACAGUGAUGGUUAUAACGCAUGGAGAGACGCGAUCAAGCCAACUGACCUGUUGAUUAAACUGUGCAAGGACAAUGGACUGGACAGUCCUCGUCUCACUCCUGGACGAAUUUCCAUUGGGAACAAAGUCUUCACUGGUAAAACUUUAUUCGUAGAUGAAGAUCUGAUGGUGGAGUCAUACGAGCACCUGGCUUUAAAGGUGCUACACAGGUGGUCAGAGAUGCCGGAUGUGGGCUGUAAACUUGUCCCGGAGCAUAUUGAGACUCGCACCCUGUACCUCAAGAACAAACCAGGACUGGACCAGGGCCAGCUGCAGAUGUGGGUCGACAUUUUUCCCAUGGAUAUGCCUGAUCUUGGUCCUCCCGUGGACAUCUCACCUCGCAAACCCAAAGGGUAUGAACUGAGAAUCAUUAUCUGGAAUACUGAAGAUGUUAUACUGGAGGACACCAACUUCAUAACAGGACAGCAGUCAAGUGACAUUUACGUCAAAGGGUGGUUAAAGGGUCUUGAAGAUGACGGCCAGGAAACCGAUGUUCAUUACAACUCUUUGACCGGAGAGGGUAAUUUUAACUGGCGCUUUGUGUUCCCCUUCAACUACCUGCCGGCUGAGAAAGUGGUGGUGGUGCAGAAGCGAGAACACAUCUACUCUUUGGAUAAAACUGAGCAGAAGAUCCCAGCAGUCCUUGUGUUGCAGGUGUGGGACUUUGAGAGGCUAUCAUCUGAUGAUUUCCUGGGCACGUUGGAGUUGGACCUGCAUAGGUUUCCACAUGGUGCUAAAUCAGCUAAAGCCUGUAAGCAGGAGAUGUUGACGGAAAGCACAGAGAACAUCUCUAUCUUCCAGCAGAAACGCUCCAAAGGCUGGUGGCCCUUCAUUAAAGCUGAUGACCUCACAGGGAAAGUAGAGGCGGAGUUCCACCUGGUAACAUCAGAAGAGGCAGAAAAAAGUCCAGUCGGCCGUGCACGCAAGGAGCCUGAGCCUUUGGAAAAACCUAAUCGACCAGACACAUCCUUCUCUUGGUUUAUGAAUCCAUUCAAGUGCUUCUUUCACCUGAUCUGGGGGAACUACAAGAAAUACAUCAUUGCAGGCCUGGUGCUGUUGAUCUUGACCUUGUUCCUGGUUCUUAUCUUCUAUACCCUACCAGGGGCCAUUAGUUCUAAGAUAGUAAACGGGUGAU
Messenger RNA from Triplophysa dalaica, 5504 nucleotides. RefSeq names its product fer-1 like family member 6 (gene fer1l6). NCBI's taxonomy places the organism in Eukaryota, Metazoa, Chordata, Actinopteri, Cypriniformes, Nemacheilidae. Gene Ontology annotation, biological process: plasma membrane organization. The transcript has 42 exons. Bases 113 to 5503 code for a protein of 1796 amino acids. The record is from RefSeq and is a predicted model, not a curated record. Gene Ontology annotation, cellular component: membrane.